Molecule: messenger RNA, 1896 nt
Organism: Cyphomyrmex costatus
Lineage: Eukaryota; Metazoa; Arthropoda; Insecta; Hymenoptera; Formicidae
Exons: 3
Coding region: 1-1896 (631 amino acids)
Source: RefSeq, a predicted model, not a curated record
AUGGGCUCACCACUUUCACCAAUUUUAGCAGAUAUAGUAAUGCAGGACUUGGAAGAACAAGCUAUUAAUUGUUUGUCGGCACAACCAUUGUUCUAUUAUAGAUACGUUGAUGACAUUGUUCUUGCUAUUCCGCCUGAUAGUGGUUGUCUUGAACAUAUCGAGAAAUGGACGCAGGAUCAGGCCUUGAUUUUAUUGGUUAUCGUAUUAGUCAUCAUGUUCGUUGAAGUUACGACGCUCUUCAGCAUACUUCUCGCAUGUUCCCGCAAGAAUAGAAGAAGUAAAUCACAAACGUCGACUUUCACCUCUACACAAACUUUAAGUCCAUUCACCGAAAAUGAUCAUGAUUUUAAGGGCAGCGAAGAACGAAGAGCAGUCGACGUUAAGGACAUGAACAAGCGAGAAACAUGCGACGAUACUAAAUACAACGGAUUAGCAAUGAGCGGAAAGAGCAUAAUUGAAGAAUGGCGAAAUCCUCCGAAAUACUCCGCAGAUUUGCUGCGAAGCGAUCAGGUCUACGAGGAACGAGCGAUCGACGUUGUAAUCGACAAUCAUCCUCAGUCGAAUCUUCCUAAGAGACACCUGCAAUACGCGUCGCUGUCAAAGAUCGCAGACAAUAACACAAAUAAAAAUAACGAUGAUGAUAAAUUGGUUAAAAUUAAAAGAGUACAAUGUGGUAGCACAGUUAGAAGCAUCCCUAUCAAAGAUUAUCAGGCGUCGAUCGCGCAUAACAUCGGUACCUUGAAGCGAUCCGUGGCUCCUCAGUCGCAAUUCGAGUCUCUAGUAUCCGAACCUGAGAAGAGCGUUUAUUUGCCGUUAAAGAAAAGAAUUCCUUUAACUAGCAGCUUGCAUCACCGGUCCGCAUCGCAAACUACGUGCAUCGCUGCGCAAACCCUGAAAGCUGAUAACAUUCGAAAGAAAUUUUGUUGCUUUUGUGAUGGUCAGCACGAUUUGCGGGACUUCUAUUGCGCUAACGCUGAUUCAAGCAAGCAUGUUGAAGACAUUCGAUACUUUAAUAAGACGGAGGAUCGACGAUCUUCGCAGGAUGGUUCCGAUAUAGAUGAAUAUUUCCACAGGAGCUCACACGGGAGAUUCUCGAACGAUUACCAGAUUUCGAGAAACAUGCGCGAAUCUUCGGGAAACACGGGAACGAUAACGACGGAAACCAGAACGAAGAAUGAAAAAGCAAAAGCACAAGAGGAAGUGGAGACGUUGCAGUUAGCAGAAGGUCACGUUGGCAAGAAAAUAUCGGUUUAUGAACAGAAUGCUCGACGUAGUUUACGCAGUGUCAGUUCUAGGUAUCGAUCACCCUUCGAGAUAAAGGGAUACUGUACUAUUGGUGUACCGUUAGUGGGUAUGCACAAUGCUUGUGGCUUACCUGUCGUGGCUUCCUGGCACGACCACGAACUUCUAGAUACUUUGCGGAUCACGCACAAGCUCGCAAAAACCGCGGGACACAUUUACAAGAGUCCUCGCACGAACCCGAACAUGCGACAUCGGACGCAAUCGAGACGGAAGGUGCUGCAACCGGAUCGCGGAAUGAUUCAUCCGAGUGAUAUUGAUUGUGGCGUUAAAAGAUCGACGAUCAAAUCAGUGGGGUAUUUGGACGUUAUUAAUAGCAGCGGCAGGUCCAGAAGGAAACAUCGUCACUCAUCAUUUACUGUAACAAAGAUGGGAUCGCUGUCCUCGAAAAAUUCUUCUAAAAGGAUGCCUAAAAGAUAUGGAAUUAAAGCGAGUUCGCUGAUGAAUACCUUCGGUAGAAAAUCAAUUAAAAGCGGAAACACGAAACGGACCACUCUGUACGCGAAGGAUGAUGGAGAGGAAUCGAUACAAGUUCUCAAGAGUUUGUGCUUGAAUCCUUUAGCGCGUGCCAAUCCAGAAACGGACAUGAUGUGGUGA